AUGUCCUCCUCAACCGGAUCGCCCGUCGUGGACGAGGCUGAGCGCAUUGCGCGCCAGUUCGAGUAUCCCACCAGCGAAGUCCUGCGCGGGGUGAAGGCGUAUAUCGACCAGAUGCAGGAAGGCCUCUCCAAGGAACACACCACGCUCAGUCAGAUCCCGACCUAUGUGACAGGCGUUCCCAAUGGCACGGAAAAGGGACUCUAUCUGGCCGUCGAUCUGGGAGGAACCAACUUCCGAGUCUGCUCGAUCGACUUGCACGGCGAUACCACGUUUACGAUGACCCAGUCGAAAGUGGCUAUCCCCCGAGAAUUGAUGGUGGCCAAGACCUACAAAGAUCUUUUCAGCUUCCUAGCCAAGCAGAUCGAAGAUUUCCUCCAGACACACCACAACGAGCACUAUGAAGCCCAUGUGCGCAGACGUCGGUACGUGGACUCGAAGGCGGGUUUCAGGGAAGAGGACAUCUUCGACUUGGGCUUCACCUUUAGCUUCCCCGUCAACCAGGUGGGCAUCAACAAGGGCACCCUCAUUCGCUGGACUAAGGGCUUCGACAUUCCCGAUGCAGUGGGCAAGGAUGUCUGUGAGAUGUUGCAGAACGCCAUUGAUGAACUGGGCCUCCCCGUCAACGUUGCUGCGCUCGUCAAUGAUACAGUGGGAACCCUCAUGGCCCGUUCAUACACCUCUCCUGGCAAGACGGGAACCCUCCUGGGUGCCAUUUUCGGUACUGGAACAAACGGCGCGUACGUCGAGAAGUUGAAGAAGGUCACCAAGCUGGCUGCCACUGGCGACACGUACGAUUCUACCACGGAAGAAAUGGUGAUCAACACCGAAUGGGGGAGCUUCGACAACCAUCUCAGCGUUCUGCCUGUCACGAAGUUUGACCGCGACCUGGAUGCGGAGAGUCUUAACCCUGGCAUCCAGAUGUUCGAGAAGCGUGUUUCGGGUAUGUUCCUGGGCGAGAUCCUGCGUCGGGCCCUCCUUCACCUGUACAAGGACUCUGGCGUUCGCUUCCUCACCUCGCCGGAGGGCCACACUACAGUAUCUAGCAAAUCCGCGCUGUACAAGCAAUGGGGUGUUGACACCAGCUUCCUCAGCACUGUGGAGGCUGAUGCGGCGGAGAACCUCAAGGGUACCGCAGCUGCCAUGAGCAAGGAUCUCCAGAUCGAGGGCACAAACUGCGAGGACCGUCGUGCGGUUAAGGCCUUGGUCCACGCCAUCGGCAAGCGCGCUGCCCGGUUGAGUGCCGUCCCGCUUGCAGGCAUUCUCAUCUCAAGUGGAAGACUUCAGACGGACGAGACGGUUGACAUUGGUGUCGACGGAAGCCUGGUUGAAUUCUAUCCCCACUUCGUUGACUAUAUUCGGGAAGCCCUCAGAGAGGUCCCUGAAAUCGGAGUCGAGGGCGAGAAGAAGGUCCGCAUUGGCAUCGCUAAGGAUGGCAGCGGUGUUGGCGCGGCUCUUAUUGCUCUCGUCGCCAGCAGUAAGCUUGAGGCCCGAGAGAACGCUCCUAAAGCGUAA
Molecule: messenger RNA, 1512 nt
Organism: Paecilomyces variotii
Lineage: Eukaryota; Fungi; Ascomycota; Eurotiomycetes; Eurotiales; Thermoascaceae
Exons: 2
Coding region: 1-1512 (503 amino acids)
Biological process (GO): glycolytic process; intracellular glucose homeostasis; glucose 6-phosphate metabolic process
Cellular component (GO): cytosol; mitochondrion
Molecular function (GO): mannokinase activity; glucokinase activity; ATP binding
Source: RefSeq, a predicted model, not a curated record